This is a messenger RNA of Symbiodinium necroappetens, 315 nucleotides long. The record is from the annotation of a GenBank genome assembly. Lineage: Eukaryota; Dinophyceae; Suessiales; Symbiodiniaceae.
AUGACUUCGACUUGUCAGUGCAGGAGACGGACCUCAAGAAAUCGUCAUCAGCAUAUGCUGCAGAGAACGUGCACAUCAUCAAUGCCAUUCUGGGAGCGGGGAAAAACGUCAUCUUCGCAGACAGCGGAAAUCGGGAGCCCUCCAGGGCUGCAUUCCGGAAGCAAAUCAAAGAUCGGGGCGUGCGCUCCGAGGACUCGGCGGAGCUUCAGGUCUGCUUGCCUGUGGAUGCCGCUGUCUGGUACAUCAAGUCUCAAGGCUUCCAGAAACCGCUUGUGGUCUCAUCCCAGGAGUCGCUGUUCGAAGAGGUACUGCUAG